AUGGCACGAAAGGGUGAGACUUGUAUUUUCAGAAUGGUACCGUCGAGACCUACACUGCAUCAAUUAACGGCACCCAUGAAGUUACCGGUGAGCUUCUUCCCCGCUGGAAAUGACACUCCCGCAAUCGCAGCUCAGCCGUGGGAACUGGAGUUCAUUUUUGGAUCAGAUGAAAAAGUGGCUGCUUUCGAGCUGCUCGAUUAUUCUCUCACUACGGCACCAGUUUGGGGGGUCAAUGCAUCUUCAAUCUACAAAUUCACAAAGGCCGACGGUCAAGUAGACUUCCAGGGACAUGAUAAAAAUGCUUUCAAAUGCUCGAAUAGCGAUCUGCCAUUGUCAAACAGUUCUACCAUUGAUCUGAAGAACGUCAAUGUGCUCGCUUUCGCACAUUUGGACCAGCCGGAGUUCCCCAAACAGCAGAGUCAGUUCUUUUAUCUUUUCUUUGAUAGACAUCUACAUCGAUCGGUUGGUCAGUUUUUUCUUAUUGGUAAGGUUUACUGGAAUUUCCCGUAUAUGUGCUGCGUCCUCGCAUCAAAACGCAGCUAGUC
Molecule: messenger RNA, 545 nt
Organism: Cylicostephanus goldi
Lineage: Eukaryota; Metazoa; Nematoda; Chromadorea; Rhabditida; Strongylidae
Source: the annotation of a GenBank genome assembly